Hemibagrus wyckioides is the source of this 4609-nucleotide messenger RNA. It is a transcript of the gene synm, whose product is annotated as synemin, intermediate filament protein. The transcript has 4 exons. Gene Ontology annotation, biological process: fast-twitch skeletal muscle fiber contraction; intermediate filament cytoskeleton organization. Gene Ontology annotation, molecular function: structural constituent of cytoskeleton; vinculin binding; structural constituent of muscle. Lineage: Eukaryota; Metazoa; Chordata; Actinopteri; Siluriformes; Bagridae. Gene Ontology annotation, cellular component: neurofilament cytoskeleton; intermediate filament; sarcolemma. The record is from RefSeq and is a predicted model, not a curated record. The coding region runs from base 137 to 3364 and encodes 1075 amino acids.
AAGUCUGCUUUAACCUCACCCCAGCACUGCGCGUCUUACACACUUGCCGAUGAUAACCAGGGAGUCGUUUCCUUCUUAACUAUUUUAAUCACGCUUUUUUUUAUUCAGCACGCCGAUACACAAACUCCCCAAGAACAUGUUUCAGUUUAAGAAGUCGUUCGAGGGCGAAAAGCUUCAGCUUCAGGAACUGAACCAGAGGCUCGGGCAGUACCUGACCAGAGCCAAGCAGUUAGAGCAAGAAAACGCUCGCCUGGUCGCGGAGAUAAACACCAUCAGGCAUAACAAGUCUACAGAAUGGGACAACACACGCAUGUCCGAGCUGAGGGAGAUGAGAAGGCUGGUGGAACAGCUGUCUUUGGAAAAAUCCCGAGCGGAGAUGGAGCGAGAGAAGCUGCGCAGAGAACUUCAGCUGAUCAAGGCCAUUCGCUCCGACGAGACCACCCUUAGCAAAAGUCUCGAUGGUGAGCUGAAAGGUUGUGAAAAGCAGCUCCGCUAUGCUCUUCAGACCAACAGUGCGUUAGAGGAACGUCUGUUUCAGCUGCAGAAUGAAUGCGCGCUUUUGCAGGAUGCUCACAGGAACCAAGUCGCGCGCCUCAGGAACCAGGUUCACACCCGGGGCUUACCUGUGGUCACUCGGACCUAUAGUGGGCCGCCAGCGCUUACUACGGAAGAAGUCCAGGAUUAUGCUCUUAGCCUGUCUGAAAGCUGGAUGGAGACAUUUGAAAUGUAUAGACAGGAGGUUGAGAAGAUGGAAGAAUCUAUUAAAGCAGAUCAGGCGAGGCUCGAAGAUAUUAGAAGAGAGAAGGUGGGAUACGCUUUAGAGCUGAACAAACUGCGGGCGGAAAUGGAGAAACACAGCAAGAUACAGCUGGAGCUCGAAGAGCAUCUCAUGGGCAUGCAAGAAAAGUUUAGAAACGAUGUCAGUCAGUAUCAGAUAAUUGUUGAAGAACUGGAACAAGAGCGUAUGCUUCUGGCCAACAGCAUUUCAGAAAAGCUAAAGGAUCAUCAAGACCUCCUGCAGGUCAAAAUGGGACUUGGCAUGGAAGUGGCUGCAUACAGGGCACUGCUAGAAGGUGAAGGUAAACAUGCCCAGAUGAGGUCUGACCAGUAUUCAAGAGAGAGAAUAAUAGAUAUCAAAUUGCCAGCCCAUCCUUACACUCCAAGAGGCUCUACCAUGACAGCCAGUCGGCCAGAAGUGAGAAGGAAUUUAAUAGGGUAUGAUGUCUGGAAGAUGGAACCUAUUUCCAGUAUGAGAAGCUCCACUCUAUCCAGUCAGUUUGAUUCCCACAAAACCUCCAGGAUUUUGCCUAUCACUGUUUCAAACCGUGCCCAACAGAGUCCUGCUGCAAGAAGAGACAUGAUUUCUUUCACCAAAGCAAAACAGGCUUCAGGGACGCCAAGUGCAACCAAACCAGUUGUCUCUUCCAGUAAGACAACCAAAGAAGUGAUGGAACAGAGGGAGAGCAUCAAAGUUGUGUCCAAAAGCCCACCAAGGAGUUCACCUGAUAAUUUUCAGUCAGAAAAACAAAAAUCAUUCUCCACUGCCUCUUCAGUAGAAAUAAAAUCAGUGAGAGUUGUGGCACCACCUAUGAUGAGCCUGAACACUAAUGCAGAACCCACUCAGAAAGUUGCCGAUAAGAAAGAUGAAAGAAAAGAUGAGAGGACAGAAGCAGAUCAUGCCAAGGCAACAGUGCAAGCUGAUGCAACUCCAUUUAUCCAGCAUAAAGAAUCCAACCAAGAAGAUGAGAAAGAUUUGAAAGAUUCUGGAAAUGUGCAAUCAAAGGUAUUUGCAGGUGAGGAAAAGGUUUUGGACUCAGUAUCCAUGGAAGAAAUUAUAGAAAAGGUCAUAAAGCCUGCUGGCUUAGAUACAAAGAUCAGUUCUUCUGCUGACUCAAAGAUCACAUACCAUGUAGAGAAAGCAGAGCAACAGGAUGGAAGCACCAAGACUCAGAUAGUCCUGCAGUCAAAAGUGGAAGAGGACCUGGAUGUGUCCGAUAACUCAGCUCUUGAAGAACUUCUUAGUAAGGGAGUACAAAAAGUUUCUCUUGAGGAAAUUGAAGGAACCCCAACAGGAAAUAUGAUUCAUGAUCUUCUACGUCUUGGUCUUGAAAAUGAAAGCUUAGAAAACAAGUCAGUUAAAGUGGAGAUAAUGGAGGCACCACUGGAAUCUCAUAGUGAUAAAGUGGAGGCUGAACCUGAAGAUAUUGUAGAGUUUAAGUUCAAACCUUACUCCCAAUCUUCAUCAAUGUUCUUUCACAUUGAAGAACCCGAGAUUGAACCUCAGCCAGCUGAAGAACAUGAAAACACUGAUGAGUCUGUGAAAGCCUCAGAGUAUAGCAGGAGUGGAUUUGUGCAGGUGCAGGAAGUGUCCAAAGAUGAGAGCCUUCCAUACUAUUCUCAGGGUCAAGAUACACAAGAAUACUUUGUUUCCACCCCUGAAGACAACAUGUCUGAAUCAGAGGAGGUUGGAGGAUUUAUGUCUUAUGGACAUUAUGGAGUGGUGGAAGACCUUUCAGAUGAGCGAUACUACCAGGAAGAAGGAUUGACGGCAAGUAGGAGGUACUUUGACGAAGGGGAAAAUAACAGAGAGUCACCUGAAUAUGUCAAAAGAGACAUCACAGGAAUUCCAGAGUGUAUUAUUGAAGAGGAGGUGCAUGUUUCUCCCCAUAUACAAGAGUCCAUGCUGGAGAUAUUGAAAGAAGAAUCAUUGGACCCCAGGGAGCAGCUAAAGGGCGCACUGGAGCAGCUGGAGAGCACUGUGUCUGGAGCUCUAAAAGAAGAGCUUGUAUCUUUCACCAAAGCUGGUCAGAGUUCUGAGAACCUGUCUGUUAACUUCCAGAAGGUGCAACAAUCCCCAGACAAUGGAACAAUGACCUUUGUGGCAGAGCUUAAUAUUUCCCAGAGUCUGGAGGAUUCUGGACUGCUGCAAAAUAAGGGAGAUGACCUGUCAGCGGAACAGGUGAUGGAAGCACUGCAGUCCUCCAGCUCUGACCUUUUUCAGGCUCACAGUACUGGAGCUAGUGGUGAGUAUACCAUCAGACUCUCCACUGAAGAGGUCCAAAAAGAGGAAAUGCCAUGGAUGACCAGCCUUGAGGAAACUGAAGGUUUGUGUUCAGCCAGUGAAAUUAGUAAGACAGAGAAGGUCAUCAGGCUGGGGCCUAAUGAGAGGUCCUUCACGUUCCAAAUGGAUAUUAACAACAGUGCAUCUGUAACAGGCACAGAAGGGAUGGACUCUCAAGAUCAAAAAGGUAAUGGAGCCAAUGUGCAAGAGUUUCUACAGACCCAGAUGACUGACCCCUCAUUAAAGGUCUGCCAGGAGAAAAGAAUAGCGACUGUUUAUCUUGACAGCUUCCAGGAGGACUAACUCAUAUCCUGAUAAUCCCACCUAUAGCUGAGAUCCAAAUAAAACCUCCUAUUAUAUAAACAGGUAUGGAGAAAUGUUCAUUACUGUCAUUGUUUUAACAGUACAUAUAGAAAGCAGCACAUAUCAGUGACUUAAACAUUUUCUUUCUAUGCAAUCAAUGCAGUCAAUUUAUGAAUUUAGACUCCUUUGGCUCGGUGCCUUUUUUUUUUUUUUGCUCUGCAAGCCUCAAGGAAUUAAUCACAUUUAUUACAUGCUUUGGCUUGGAAAUGGCAUGUAAUAAAAUUUACUGAAUUUAAUAAAAGAGCAUUCAGUAUCAUUGAUAACAGAAUAUCACUGGCUCUUAUAACACUACACAAAUAAUUUUAAACGAACAUUUAUUCAAAUAUCACAUACUGCAUUCAUUGCUCAAAUCACUGCUUUGUAUUUCUAAUUCCUAAUUUUUUCCUUAAUCUACUUCCUUUAAUGUCAUUUUUUCAUUUUACAUUUAACAAACUUUCUUUUGAUCGACUGUGUGCUCUAUAGUUUAUGCACUGUGAUUUAUGUUGAUGAUGAUACUGUUUUGCUGUAACACAUUUUUAAGUUAUUGUGCUCCACAGUCAUACAUUCAAAUACAUUUUAUAUUAAUGACUCUAAGAAAUCGUAAAAACACCUUAACAAAUAUAGAGCAGGGGUGCUUGUUCCUUAUUCCCGUACCUAUUCUGGUUAGCACAAUUGUGUAUUGCUCACUAAAACUGUCAAUUCAGUGGUAAAAUAACCAAUAAUCAGAAUUGAUUGAUCUGGCUGUACCAGAGAUUUCAGACUAUCCUUCCUGUCCUUCUUAGGUCCUUUAAUCCUUAAAUAACAUUAGCACGGAAUACACGGAAGCCCCCUGCACUUCUAACAUUAGAGCCUAUCCACUGUACAGGCCUGUGUGAAAAAUCAGGCUUCUCUUUAAAAGCAACAGUGUCAGGCUAGUGGUCACUGAGGUAGUGUCUAACAGCAUGUUUGCAUAACAACUAUAUUUUGGGACCCUUACUCAUGCUUCACAUGGUGGUGAUGGAGGGAGUGAGAAGGAAGGACAGAGUAAGUGAAGCCAGGGUACCGGCUCCAGUAAUCCUCUUUGGAGUUUUCUAAUAACGUGUUUUAAAGUGUUGUUUAUGUGGGGGUAUUAAGAACAUGAACAUUGUUAUUUGCAACAAUAAAUAACUCUACUGUACUACAGUUAGUCAAUAAAUAAAUAUACCCUUCUCUGUUUCACACUAAUAA